Ornithodoros turicata is the source of this 1419-nucleotide messenger RNA. RefSeq lists its product as uncharacterized. The record is from RefSeq and is a predicted model, not a curated record. The coding region runs from base 1 to 1419 and encodes 472 amino acids. Gene Ontology annotation, molecular function: RNA-DNA hybrid ribonuclease activity; nucleic acid binding. The transcript has 2 exons. NCBI's taxonomy places the organism in Eukaryota, Metazoa, Arthropoda, Arachnida, Ixodida, Argasidae.
AUGACUGGUUUUCGCAAGAAACUCUCCACUGCUGACACCCUUCUCGAGUUCUGCUCGGCGGCGGACAACGCCAAGAAAUCCUCCCAGACACUCCUGGCGGCCUUUCUAGACGAACGUAGAGCUUUUGACAGUGUCACCGCCCAGGCGGUCGUUAACCAGCUCCAACAAAUCAAAGUCGGCGGGCGCACAAUACGCUUCAUCACCAACUUCCUCCAGGAAAGGAUAAUGCAGAUCCGUCUGGGUACAGUCCGAAGCAUUACGGAAUCCUGCACUUUAGGACUCCCUCAGGGCAGUAUACUCAGCCCUGUGCUUUUCAACAUUGUAAUGGCAGGACUCACUUAUGCUCUACCCCUAUCCUCCCCUUCACUCCACGUCAGCAUUUACGCUGAUGAUGUGACCAUCUGGACCACCGGACGCAGGCUUCCAUCUCUCACCAAAAACCUCCAGAGAGCCCUAACUUCCACCCAAACCGACUUAGCCAAAGCCGGGCUCACUAUCUCUCCGGAGAAACCUACCUACAUGAAGCUCCUCCUACAAUUCGAUAGGCUCAGCAAAUCCCGAGCGGGAAAGGAGAUCAUCAAACGGUUGGAGCAACACAGCUCCUCCCGUUUCAUCAACCUCUUCCGAACCUUCAAACGUUUGACAAAGCCAGAGCAACAAGAGCCUUCCCUCAGGACACCUUGGGAACUCCCCAACAUCUAUUGCGAAACAACAGUCCCGAAACUCCGAAAGAAGAAAAACAUCUCACCUAUAGCUGCCAAAGCUAUCGCCUUAGACUUCAUUCAAGAAGGCUACUCCCGUCACACUAAAGUCUUCACCGACGGCUCUGUAAACCGCUCAACUGCUUCCAGCUCCUCAGCCUACUGCAUCCCAUCACUGGGAAUCAGUUGGAACGGUCGCAUACUCGGUCAAGGCUCUUCUACCACGGCAGAGCAAAUCGCCAUCUUCCACGCAGCCAAAGCCUUAGCUGCCCUGCCACCACAACCUGUGGUCAUCCUCUGUGACUCUCGAGCAGCCCUCGCCCGCCUGCAGCACCCAAAGCCUGAGGACACACUAUCCUGGAACAUCAGAGACGUCGUGGAGGCACUGGAGAACUACUCCUUCUCCAUCACCAUGCAGUGGCUUCCCUCGCUUGUCGGCAUUCCAGGCAACGAACAGGCCAAUAACUUAGCUUCGGAAGCGCACCAGCAGGAUCCCUGCAUCAAGGCGCCACUCGACCCCAAGGCGACCCGCCACUCCAUAACGGCGUACUUUGAAGAUGUACGAAUACGAGCACUCGGAGUAAUUGGUCAAGACAAACCCAAAUGCCCCCCAAAGGGUCUUCCGAGAAGGAAGAGUACUGCCCUGCACCGCAUACGCACGGGCAGCGCCUUUACACCCGCUUUUCUGCACAAGAUAGGAAGAGCCGACUCCCCCUAG